Molecule: messenger RNA, 621 nt
Organism: Chrysochloris asiatica (Cape golden mole)
Lineage: Eukaryota; Metazoa; Chordata; Mammalia; Afrosoricida; Chrysochloridae
Product: target of Myb protein 1-like
Exons: 5
Biological process (GO): signal transduction
Cellular component (GO): endosome; membrane
Molecular function (GO): clathrin binding; ubiquitin binding; phosphatidylinositol binding
Source: RefSeq, a predicted model, not a curated record
GAUGCCUUCCGAGCCGUGAAGAAGAGGAUCAUGGGGAAUAAGAACUUCCACGAGGUGAUGCUAGCCCUCACGGUCUUGGAAACCUGCGUCAAGAACUGCGGGCACCGUUUCCAUGUGCUGGUGGCCAGCCAGGACUUUGUGGAGGGGGUGCUGGUGAGGACCAUCCUGCCCAAGAACAACCCCCCCAACAUCGUGCAUGACAAGGUGCUCAAUCUCAUCCAGUCCUGGGCUGACGCGUUCCGCAGCUCGCCCGACUUGACAGGUGUCGUCGCUGUCUACGAGGACCUCCGGAGGAAGGGUUUGGAGUUCCCCAUGACCGACCUGGACAUGCUGUCACCCAUCCACACCCCCCAGAGGACUGUAUUCAACUUGGAGGCACCUUCAGGACAGAAUUCUGUGCGUGAUGACGCCAGUCAGCGAGCAGACCACACCCAGCACACUGCCUCCCUGCCCACCCUGGCCACACUGUCCAGUGACACAUCCAUCACACCAACCCCUGAGCAGAUCGGGAAGCUGCGCAGCGAGCUGGAGAUGGUGAGCGGGAACGUGAGAGUGAUGUCGGAGAUGCUGACCGAGCUUGUGCCCACCCAGGCUGAGCCUGCAGAUCUGGAACUGCUGCAG